UAGCGUGUGCGGGUCGCUCUCGCCGUUCGUUGUGUUGCGUGCUUCGCUUCUACUGCGGGUUCACGGAGCGAACAAGCCGUCUGUCUGAGGAAGUGAGAUGACAACAUCAUAUGACCACGUCUCCGAAAGCGUUCGAGUCUUCCUGGUGAGUGAGGAGCGAUCAGUCAGCCAGCAGCGAUGCCGCCGCAGCGAGUCUCCGCUUUGCCGAGGCAGCAAUCCCUGCUCCAGCCUGCAGUCAUCAACCCGUUUGUCCAAGACACCAGACUGUCCAGAGCUGCUGUCCUAAAAUGUGUCUUUUUAGGAACCUUCCUGGUCCCUCUUCGAGCCAUCCUCAUCUCCCUUGUCCUGAUGGUGACCUGGCCAAUUUCCUUUAUGAUAACCUUCAGGCAUCCUCUGAAAGGAGCUGUGGAGCCAAUGACAGGCUGGAGACGACUAAUGUGUCGAAGGGUCAUGCCUGCUUUGGGGAGGGCCUAUUACUUCUGCAUGGGCUUCAGAGUGAUAAUCAAGGGCAAACAGGUCAGCAGCAGUGAGGCCCCUAUCCUGGCCGUGGCCCCCCACUCAACCUUUUUUGAUGGGAUUGUGUGCGUAGUCGCCGGCCUGCCCUCCACCGUCUCGCGUGUCGAGAACCUUGCUACACCCAUCUUUGGCAGGUUUCUGCGUUGUAUGCAGCCAGUGUUAGUGUCCAGGAAGGAUCCAAACUCCAGAAAGAACACAAUUCACGAGAUUGAAACCAGAGCCAAGUCAGAAGGCCGCUGGCCACAGGUUUUGAUAUUUCCAGAGGGAACUUGCACAAACCGGGCAUGUCUCAUCACUUUUAAGCAAGGGGCUUUUAUCCCAGGCGUCCCUGUGCAGCCUGUGCUCAUUCGCUACCCCAAUAAAAUGGACACUGUGACAUGGACUUGGCAAGGUUACAGCUCGAUGACUUUGCUGCUUCUUACUCUGUGCCAACUCUACACAACUGUAGAGAUAGAGUUCCUGCCGCCGCACGUCCCCACAGAAGAGGAGAAGAAAAGCCCGGCUCUGUAUGCCAACAGAGUGAGGGAAACCAUGGCUCAGGCUUUGAGAGUUCCAGUGACCGACCACACGUAUGAAGACUGUCGCCUGAUGAUCUCGGCUGGUGAACUCACACUCCCAAUGGAGGCCGGCCUAGUGGAGUUCACCAAAAUCAGUCGCAAACUCAAUCUAAAGUGGGACAAUGUGAAGAAGGAGCUGGAGAACUUUGCAUCUAUGGCCAGGUCUUGUAAGGGAGGACGUAUAACUCUUGAUGAGUUUGCCAGAUUCCUAAAGCUUCCUGUUACCCAAGCCUUGGAGGAGCUGUUUGCACUAUUUGACAGGGAUGGAGAUGGAACCAUUGAUUUCAGGGAAUACGUCAUCGGUGUGACCAUUUUGUGUCGACCAGCUAACACUGAAGAUCUUCUAAGAAUGGCUUUUAAGCUGUUUGACACCGACGAGGAUGAGAAAAUCACGCUUGUUGAGUUCACUUCUCUGCUGCGCUCGGCUCUGGGUGUGUCAGAUCUCAACGUGAACAUGCUCUUUGAGGAAAUUGAUGCAGAUGGCUCUGGUUUCAUCACCUUCAAUGAGUUUCAAGCCUUUGCCAGGACUCAUCCAGAGUAUGCCAAGCUUUUCACCACCUACCUUGAGAUUCAGAGGUACCAAGCGAUCCAGGAGGCAGGUCCAGGGGAUUUUGAGUGGACUGGUGAGACAACUUCAGAAGAAACAAGUGAAGAGAGCAGCACCUCAGACAAGAAGGAGGACUGAAACUGAAGACAAUCAUGGCAUUUUCUUAGGAAAACAUGGAAAAAAAACAUUUUUUUUAACUUCUGAUUUAUGUUUAAGUGCCUUAGAAAGUAUGAUAAAUAAGAGCUUACCCCUUGCAUAGUUUUUUUCCCCAACCCAAGUCCUCAGGACACACUGUCCUGCAUGUUUUCUAUCCUAUCCCGCUUAAAGACCCACUCCAGUCACAUUUUUAGUGAUUUUUAAAGCGUUCCUAGUGGUCUUUUAAGUAUGAUUAUGCAGUUUUUUAGGACAGUUUCUGUAGAGCAGGAGUAGGUCAUUAGAAAUUCACCUCUGGGGUGUGAGCAGUACCAUUGGCGCAGACUUAUUUUCUUUAAACAUGUCCUCCAUCAUCAGAAAAAUGCCACAAGAACACAUUAAACACACACUUUUCAAAGGAGUGGGUCUUUCCCUCUGCAAAGGUUGAUGAUGAGCAGAGUCAAGGGAAACGCUGAACUUAAAUAAUUUUAGAAUGUAAUCUUCAUAGAAAAAAGUAAUCAUUUUUAAUGAGAGUUUAAAUAGUACAAAUAUUAGCUUCAGACUCUUGACUUGAGUUUAACAAUGCUGUUUUUGUGACUUUGUGGACUCAUCUACUUGACUGAAAUGACCACAUCCUUGUUUACUUUUAUAUAUCCAUUUUUUUUAAGAAAUUGCCAAACCAACACAUUUUUACAUAAAAACAAUCUCUGUGCUUCUGUUUUGCAAUUAGUGUUCAGCAAGAUGUCUCCAGAGCAGCGACCCACAGACACACUGUGUUGGAGAAAUGUUUAAAACAAGCAUAGAUGCUGCGCAUUACACUUUUUUUUUGCGCUUAGGGACACAGGCCUUGUAAAAACGGCUGUAUAAUUAGCCACAAGUUUGCUUUGCAUGUGUAUCCAUUUGCAUUUCUACAAAAGGUUGUUGUUGCUGAGACAGCAUCGCUGCUUCUUUGCAGCUUUAGGUUUACUAAAGCAAAUCAACCAUUGAAAAUAGGGCAAUUUGUGAGCAAAAAGGCAACAGUGCUUCUCUACAGGAGCAUGUCCCGGUGAGAUAUACUUUGAGAUUAACAAGCGGCAUUGUUAUUUAUUUAGCAGGGUGUAUGGCAAUUAGCUGGCCUUUUUUUCUUUUCUUGUUAAUACUGCAAUGUCUGCUUUUUAAAAUAAAUCAAGAAUGCAACACUCUGUA
This is a messenger RNA of Oryzias latipes (Japanese medaka), 2937 nucleotides long. It is a transcript of the gene lpcat2, whose product is annotated as lysophosphatidylcholine acyltransferase 2. NCBI's taxonomy places the organism in Eukaryota, Metazoa, Chordata, Actinopteri, Beloniformes, Adrianichthyidae. Gene Ontology annotation, molecular function: 1-acylglycerophosphocholine O-acyltransferase activity; calcium ion binding; lysophosphatidic acid acyltransferase activity. Gene Ontology annotation, cellular component: endoplasmic reticulum. The record is from RefSeq and is a predicted model, not a curated record.